Messenger RNA from Alternaria incomplexa, 1506 nucleotides. RefSeq lists its product as uncharacterized. The record is from RefSeq and is a predicted model, not a curated record. NCBI's taxonomy places the organism in Eukaryota, Fungi, Ascomycota, Dothideomycetes, Pleosporales, Pleosporaceae. The transcript has a single exon. The coding region runs from base 1 to 1506 and encodes 501 amino acids.
AUGGGACUCCUCGAUCUUCCCCCAGAACUUCUUGACCUGAUCAUUGACCGUACCGCACCUGAUGGUCUUGAAAGCUUCGUGCUCUCAUGUAAGACUGUGUAUGGACGCGCUGCGUCCCAGAUCCGACAGCACAAUGACAUGCGCAAGACUUGGAGCCACACGACUAACAUGAGCCGGACUCGUCGCGGUGACACACUGGCUAUCCUGCACGACAUCUCUCGCGAUCCGAUCAUUGCUGAGUACAUUGAGACUCUUUCUCUCUGGGAUCGCCGGCAAGACGAUGAAAUGCCGGAUGAUUCCACCCCGCACAGUUUCCGCGAAGAUGAGCAGGAGAUGGAAAAUAUCAGAGAUUUGCUGCGGCGCGCCGAAUAUUACGCCGAUGCUGACGAGGAAGAGUGGUGGGGUCGCAUUCUGGAAGAAGACAGAGCGGGUGACCAGUCGAACAUGGACAAAUUGUAUGCGACCGUCGCUUUGUUAAGUCUUCUACCCAACCUCAAGACGCUGCAACUGCCUGAUAGGUGGCAUGAGGUCAGGGAAGGUGAGGGCGCCGAGGCUCUUGUUUCUAAUGUGCAGUCGCUUGUCGCCAAGUCCAAUGCAAGUGAGCACCGGCAGAAGCCCCUGGCUCGGCUCGAGACUCUGUUGCCGUUCGUGGAGGAAGGGUAUGACGUCAGAGUUGGCUUGCAAUGUCUUGCACCUUUCAUGACUCUCAAUAGUAUACGAAACAUCUACGCUGUCAGCUGCGUUGCAGUUGACGAGGAUUGGGGAGGUGUUCCCUUCAACUGGCUCAACCCUAAUGUCAAAUCUCCUUUGACCCGUGUCGAAUUCGCCUACUGUUGCAUGGACGCUACGGGACUCUCGGCCUUCCUCACAAACACACCAGCUCUCCAGGUCUUCAAGUACUCACACCAAACAAAAUGGGAUGGUCUUGAACACGACUGGAACGCGGGCGAAAUGAUCGAGGCCCUGGCGAACUACAACAGCAAUACUAUUGUUGAUCUCGCCAUCACCAUUGACGAGCUGCACGGCGAGAUUGUAAACGGUCUUUCCUCGUUUCUGCGCUUUACCAAAUUGCAAAAGCUAGAGGUGGACGUUGAAUGCUUCUGUGGACCACCACUGGAGAGCGGACAGCGCCAGGGCCGUGAUGCGCAUGUUCCGACUGGCGCGAGGACGUGGGGGCAUAUCGACAUUCCCUGCAUGGGUGACAUGCUUCCGGAGAGUAUGAGAGAGCUGCAUGUCAACACAAACUUCCCAGAGCCGUCGGAAGAGUCCCUUAGGGCUCUGUUCAAGAACAUCGUGGUGCGACGUAAAGACAAGCUCAUCAACUUACAUACGGCGAUCAUCCGACAGUACGGGUCAUCCAGUGCGGGAAAGAUUGCCGAGAGCCAUGAUGUCAUUUUGGAAGUAUUCGGCGCCGAUGGUGACAACCUACUCCCAAGGUCCAUGAUGCCACUGUGGAAGAGAGAAUUCAACAGUCGCGUCGGCGGCAUCGUAUUCACAAAUAGCUAG